CAUGGCUGCCUGUGCUGCAUUGUUGUUUGGUCCCAGCUGGCUGGCUCUGUGCACGAAGCGCCUCGCAGCUGGUGGCCCUCUGCGGCGCGCGUAGUGGGGUGACAGGCGGCCUCGCUGAAGAAACGCGCCCGGGUGGCUGCGGUGGGAGGAUGUGAUGACGCGCCCCACGCAGCGGGAACUCGGGCCUUUAAAAAGCCCAGGAAACAGCCUCAGCACAAGCGGUGGCUCCACUGGAGGAAAGCACACCCCAAAGCACAUUAAAGAAGCCAAACUGUCUGCUUCAAAGAGAAAAGGCAACAUCCUGUCACAGGCCAUGCUCUGGCAGAAACCCACAGCUUCAGAACAAGCCUCGGCCCCGCCACGGCCAUACCAGGGCGUCCGCGUGAAGGAGCCGGUGAAGGAGCUGCUGAGGAGGAAGAGAGGCCAUGCCAGCAGCGGGGCGGCGGUUGCACCUACCGCGGUGGUGCUGCCCCAUCAGCCCCUGGCGACCUACACCGCAGUGGGUCCUUCCUGCCUGGACAUGGAGGUCUCUGCUUCCGCAGUGGCGGAGGAGGGAGCCCUGUGUGCCGGCUGGCUCUCCCAGCCCGCCCCGGCCACCCUCCAGCCCCUGGCCCCAUGGACGCCCUACACUGAGUAUGUGUCCCAUGAAGCUGUCAGCUGCCCCUACUCAGCUGACAUGUAUGUGCAGCCCGUGUGCCCCAGCUACACGGUUGUGGGGCCCUCUUCGGUGCUGACGUACGCCUCCCCGCCACUCAUCACCAAUGUCACGACGAGGAGCUCCGGCACGCCCACGGUGGGGCCCCCGCUGGAGGGCCCGGAGCACCAGGCACCCCUCACCUACUUCCCGUGGCCUCAGCCCCUUUCCACGCUGCCCACCUCCACCCUGCAGUACCAGCCUCCGGCCCCAGCCGUGCCUGGGCCCCAGUUUGUCCAGCUCCCCAUCUCCAUCCCUGAGCCAGUCCUUCAGGACAUGGAAGACCCCAGGAGAGCCGUCGGUUCCCUGACCAUCGACAAGCUGCUUUUGGAGGAAGAGGAUAGCGAUGCCUAUGCGCUCAACCACACUCUCUCCGUGGAAGGCUUUUAGGGCUGGCUCCACCUGACAGUCCUGUUCCCCGAAACUGGGAUUUAAAAAUGAGCCUGGAAUUGAGCCCCAGGUUCACAUCUGUACGGAGUAGCGAUUUCAUAACUACAUCUUCUACCCAAACUAGAAUUGUAGACCUUCCUUCCUUCUUUUCUCCUUCCUUCCUUCUCCCCUUCCCUCCUUCUCCCCUUCCCUCCCUCCCUCUUACCUUCCUUCCUUGCUCCCUUUUUCUUUCUUAUUUCUUUUUCCAGUUCUGUUCCUUAUAAGGAUUUUAGGCAUAAUAUUUUAUGCCAAGUGCUGCCAAGCCUGUGGCCUGGGGGCUUCAUUUCUGUUUUGUUCCUCAGAGAAGGCCCCUUCUCUCCAGUGCCUGCUGAGCUGUCUUAGGGCCAGUCACACCCUCUGUCAUUUUGAGAUGUAUGGGAUGGCCUGCGGGAAGAGCAGCCCGGCCAGCACCUCCUGGGAGCCGCAGCCAAGGGCAGACCCGAUGCCAGAGUCCUUGAGCUGUCAGUCCCACAGUGGCUCCUUUGUUUGCUGUUCUCAGCAUUGGCCACAGACACCGGUCUAGGCAGCAAAAGCCCAAGGCCUGGGGCUCAGCCUGGUGAUAGGUGGGGGAUGGGGUAGAGAGGAGCUUCCGGGUGGGUAGCUCAGGCCAGUGACAGCAGAGGGGGGCAGAGGAGGGGUGGGGACACGCUGAGUGUCUAUGGUCAGAAAGGGGUUUUGGGGGGAAGCUUGGGUUUUGUGGGGAGAGGAGGAAGGCUGAGGAAUGAUUUAGGUCCAGAUUACUUGGUUAUUAAGGACAAUAAACUUAAAAACAUUGCUUCAAUAGGUGGUUUUGCUGCUCUCCUUGAGGAUACUUGCAGGGAAAGCUGAGCUGUUGUAAACAGGAUGAAGGAUGUGUUUGGCCAUUUCUGUCCCACCUCCAGACCCUCUGCUGAUACUGUGUGUGCCAAGACCCCCUGAAGUCUAAUGGUGAUGGGGUCCUUGCUUAGUGCUAUUCAUGUGGCUUCUUGAAUGUAUUUCAAGCAUCCAUAAUCCACCAUUCUGUGGAGCCGAGGCCUCCAUCCAAACACCAUCCCUCCUGGGGGCUCCCAGCAAGAAGUACUGCUAGGUUUCAUUUCAGUUUUUAUUUUUAUGAUGGAGAAAUUUCAGAUUUGUAGGGGGCUGAGUGCAGUUGUCACCAGGGGUGCUUAGCUCCUGGUAGUGGGUGUGCCUUGGGAACUGGCACAUCCAUCUGCCAGUGACACCAUUGUCACCAUUAAGCACACACUUCAGUUUGUAGAAUCCAUGUAGAUGUCAUGGACUUCUCUGGGAAAUGAUGGUUUCUUUGCCAAUUUUAAAUAAAAAACCUUGUUUUGGAUUUUUUUCCUGCUUUGGGGUUAUUUUGACCCAAAUUUCAGUAUCUGCCUAAAAUACCAGCACACCUAUCUUGACUUAUUUUUAUUCAGACUUAAUUUUUAGAUUCAAAAGCUUAAGACAGCAUUUGAGAUGAUAAAUUUUUCAUCUUUGUUGGUAGUGACGGUGAGUAAGCAAGGGAGUGGGGAGGGUGUCUCAGUCCUGUUCAAUUGAAAGGCCUGAUUUCCCAUAAAAAACACUAUGCAAGAUUUUCCAGCUUACUGUUUGAGGAUUAGAGAGGAUGCAGAAGCAACCUCCAAAAAAGGAGUUAAAGUCGGCAAAACCUAGCAAAGAAAUAAAGUAUGUCACGUAUUUGCUAAGAUUUAAAUGGUAUCCUUUUUUUUUUUUUUUUUAUCUUGAGGUCUUUUUCCUGGGUUUUUCUGCUAAGAUGGAAACAUUUUCAAUAAAGAUUUAUAGAGACUUU
Lemur catta (Ring-tailed lemur) is the source of this 2897-nucleotide messenger RNA. It is a transcript of the gene POU2AF1, whose product is annotated as POU class 2 homeobox associating factor 1. Gene Ontology annotation, molecular function: DNA binding; transcription coactivator activity; POU domain binding. Gene Ontology annotation, biological process: positive regulation of transcription by RNA polymerase II. The record is from RefSeq and is a predicted model, not a curated record. The coding region runs from base 155 to 1084 and encodes 309 amino acids. NCBI's taxonomy places the organism in Eukaryota, Metazoa, Chordata, Mammalia, Primates, Lemuridae. Gene Ontology annotation, cellular component: RNA polymerase II transcription regulator complex. The transcript has 5 exons.